AUGGCGCCGCGCACGCUCGACAUAGACGAAGUGUCUACGUCCGACUCUGGGUCAGAGGACGGCGCGGUGGACGCGGACGACGACGCGGCGAGCAAGCUCGCCUCGUCGCCGCCGCCGCCGACCGGCACGCCGGAGCCUGCGCCCGAAGUCAAGUGCCUGUGGGAAGACUGCGGGCAGACGUUUACGGACUUGCAACCCUUUAUUGAGCAUCUGCAUUCCUUCCACAUCGGCAUCCACAAGUCGCGGUACGCGUGCGAAUGGACUGGAUGCGCCCGAAAAGGCAAGAGCCAGACGUCGCGGUUUGCGCUCCUGAGCCACCUGCGCAGCCACACCGGCGAGAAGCCGUUUACGUGCCCGCGCCCCGAGUGCGACAAGUCCUUUACGCGCUCCGACGCGCUGGCCAAGCAUAUGCGUGUGCAGCACAAUACGCCGCCGCAGGGCGGCGCCGCGCAAGGCGCACGCGACGCGGACGAGUCGCGCGAUACCCACGGCGCACCCGCCGCGCGCCGCGCCGAACAGGCCGGCGACGAGUCGCUGGACACGUCCGAGGACCGCCCGGCGGCGAACGGCGCCUCGACGCUCGCCACGGCGCAGCGCUUUGUGCACGGCGCGCGCGCCGAGCUGCCGAGCUACGAGGCGCGCGAGCUCGAGCAUGUGCUGCGCCGCGCCUCGGCGCCGAGCCGCAAGCGCAUGCGCCACGACGCCAGCUCACCGUCCGCCCCCGACUCGAGCGACGAAGGCGAGUUGCCGCAGGACGAAGACGGGCGGCAGGCGCUCUUCCAGCGCUACCUUGGCGAAAAAGCCAAGCUGCGCGCUGGUAUGCGCGCCCGCGAGCAGUGGCUCUCGCAGGUCCAGGCGCUGCGCCGCGAAGAGUCGGAGCUGUCGCAGGCGUGCAAAGCGACGCUGGACCAGCUGCUGCAUCGGUGCCUUGGCGACGAGUACGCGGCGGCUAUGCAAUCUCCCCCCGCAUCGCCGAAGCGAUACGAUACCCGGCCGGAGAGCCUAUAG
This is a messenger RNA of Malassezia japonica, 1008 nucleotides long. RefSeq lists its product as uncharacterized. NCBI's taxonomy places the organism in Eukaryota, Fungi, Basidiomycota, Malasseziomycetes, Malasseziales, Malasseziaceae. The record is from RefSeq and is a predicted model, not a curated record. The coding region runs from base 1 to 1008 and encodes 335 amino acids. Gene Ontology annotation, cellular component: nucleus. The transcript has 2 exons.